Molecule: messenger RNA, 2006 nt
Organism: Eleginops maclovinus (Patagonian blennie)
Lineage: Eukaryota; Metazoa; Chordata; Actinopteri; Perciformes; Eleginopidae
Exons: 3
Coding region: 736-1824 (362 amino acids)
Source: RefSeq, a predicted model, not a curated record
AAAUGUACUACAUACUUUAAGUGUUAUUCAAUACGUUGUUAUGUUGAUACGAUUAGCAACUGGUUGUGUGUAUUUUAAUUUCGGUGUUGUAUUUCCCCUCAGUGUCCAGGAAAGAUCCGGUGACAGGAGUAGUGUGUGUGAGGGCGUUAUGUCAUCCGUCAAUGGACAAGUCAAAACCACCUCACAGUUUGAGUGUAGGAUGAAUGUAGCGUUAAGAUAGUUACCCAUGUUCCUGGGUUAACCGUGUUAUUUUGGUUCUUUGCUCUCUAGGUUAACCAAUUCACGUUAUAAUCUACCGGUGUAUGCUGACGUUACUACUGUGUUUUCACUGAUAGCAACCAGUGGUGUAGUAUAGUUUGCUUUCCCAUGUAUGCUGAACAUCCCAGCUAGGUAAAAUACAUAAGAUAUGUGUAAAAGUUUAUUUGAACCUGUGGAGUCUAGCUAGGUAUACUGCAAUUUUUAAGUGGGGAUAAUAUGUGUACCUGCAAAUCAAUAGACUGUAUCACUGACAACAUCAACACAGAACAAAUCUAAAGAAAAAGAUUAUUAAUCCCUUUUUUUUUUUACAUCUUGCUACAGGUGGGGCUGAAGGAUUGAAUUCCUGUAGAGCUGGUCCAUCACAGCUGUACAUGUGUAGCUGGAUCAGUGUUGUGUAACUAUUGUGUGGCUCUACUUUUCCAGUCUGCACAUUAUUCACAGCUUGACAUUCCAGUUGUUCCACCAGUGCUGAGCUGUAUGGAGAGUGAACAACAGUGGCACAAGCCAAGAGCCAUGGGUAUUAAACCAGGUCCCAUCGAAAAGAUGGCUGUGAUGUCUGCCAAACCAAAGCAGAGGACCAUGGCCGAGGGAGUAAGGUCCACACUGUACAAAGCCACCAGUGGAGAGUUGCUGGACCUGUCUGUUCUCAAAGUGUCAGAGAUCUACAAAGAGUUCACCCCUGUUUCUGCACCAACAAUUUGUACAAUGGGUAUCACCUGUGAGGUGCCACUGGUGAACUGUGCACUGGGUUUGGCACAAGUAGGUAGUCCUCUUUCAUAUCAACAACCCAUGGCAAGAAGUUGCUCUGUUACUCACCCUGAUGCUCCACCACGUCCAGAUUUGCCAUUGGCUGGCUGCAGACUGGAAACAUCGUGCUUUAUGUCUGUUUUCUCUGAGCAUCAACAGCUGCACUUCAAGUCACUUGAGGUUACCUGGGAAAUGGCUAAGAACAUAGAGGGUGCAACUAGGGGCCAAAGUGCAUCUACAGACUGGCAUAGACUGAGAAAACCUAGACUCACCUCAUCACAUUUUGGGGAAAUAUGCCAUGCAAAACCUUGCACCUUAGAAAAGAUGGCUGACCGGUUGCUCAAAGGGGUCCGUCAGACAGCAGCAAUGAAGAGGGGUCUCGAAAUGGAAGAUGAUGCCAUCGAGGAGUAUUGCCAGCUCAAGAGGGUGAACCACUACCCUUGUGGUUUUGUUAUACACCCUGACACACCCUGGUUAGGCACAUCCCCAGAUGGGGUUGUCUUUGACCCAACAGAGUGUUCUGAAUUCGGCCUUGUGGAAAUAAAAUGUCCAAACAUUAAAAGCUAUGUGGAUUAUCCACCUCUGAAAAUGAAAGACGGCAACCUGGAAUUGAAGCCAGGUCAUGGCUACUACUGGCAGGUGCAGGGUCAGCUGCUCCUAACGAGGAUGGAGUGGUGCGAUUUUGUGAUGUUUGCGGAGGAAGACACCCUGAUUCAAAGAAUAUACAGGGACAGUGAUGUGAUACAAAAAAUAAGAGAGAGAGCAGACUUCUUUUUUUUCUACACAUACCUACAUAAAUAUCUGUUGUAUGAUCAGUAAACAAUGAAUUCUUAGAAAUGUCUUGUUCUGGUUGAUUUCUCAUUAUAAUGUAAGGCCUUCAAGUGGGUUGUUUUAAGUUUAUUUAUGGAGUUGUAAAAUGUUUAGGAUUGACCACUUCACUUAAAGUGUACACACCAAUGUAUUGCUAGAUUUUAAACCAAUAUUCAAUAUGUGUGAGGACC